AUGGACGGGGGACGGCAACCGAAUCCCCCGCCCCCCCGCCCGGCGCGGGCCUCUGCGGGCGUUCAAAACCUUGAGACCCACGUCGCCAAGCCGCAGCCGGCAGGCGGCGGGUCCCAGCUGCCUAGGGGGGCUACCCGCCGGAGCGUUUCGUGCGCCGGGCAUAACGUGAAGCGAGAGGCAAGGCGAAGCCCCUCCACCAAGGCGGCGGCGGCGGCAGCGGCGGCGGCGGCGGCACCACCACCGCCGCAAGCAGCAGGGGGAAGAUCUCGGUCCAAAUCGUCGUCGUCGCCGCCGCCGCCGCCGCUACACCGGACGGCACGAGCGCCAUCGCUGCCUGCCGAGUCUUCCUCCUCGAUCACUGGGGCCCAGAUGCCCAGCGCCGCCGCAGCCAACGACGACGAUGGCGACCUGUCGCCGGCGGAGGCGCUGCCCACGCGCUCAGUCUUCAUCGCCACGGCGGUGCUGGUGGGGAAGCGGAACCAGCAGCGGAACCAGCAGCAGCAGCAGCAGCAGCAGCGGGAGGAGAGGACGUCGCCGAACUGGCGCGGGAAGGAGGAGGAGGGCGGGGUCAGCCGGAGCAGCGGCGGCAGCAGCCGCGGCGGCGGCGGUGCGAGCAGGACCCCCAGCCCUUCCUUGACGCGCCGGGUGUGGGCGUCCACCUCCUCGCGGUUUGGCAGCAGCGGCAGCUGCGGCGGCGGCGAAGACUGCGAAGGCUGCGUCGGCUGCGUUAGCAUUCGGAGGUUGUCCACCGGCAGCAGCGGCAGCAACGGUGGCGUAAGGGAGGGUGCGGACCCUGUCGCUCUCUGGCGGAGCUACGGCAGAGACGACGACGUCAAAGGGGGCAGUAUUGCCCGGGCGACCGCCGCGGAGGCAAGCGCGGAGCAGAAGGCCAAGGCGCCCGCGACCACCGUUUCCCCCACCGCCAGGUUCUACGACUACUGGAGACACUGCAACUUCCGAGCGGCCUCGACGGUGAGGAGCGCGACGAAGAACAUGGCCGACGACAUCCUGUCGACAGCGGGCGAAGAUAACGAAAAGAUAGCCGUCCCCGCUCCGUUGGAUCCGGUCACUUCCGCCCGAGCAGCGCCGCUGAUCCCAGCCACGAAGAGGAGCAGGGGGCUUCCAGCAGGCCAAGACGGUGAGCUGGUUGCCGGCGGCGGUAACGAUGGAGCCGGCAACGUCGAGAGUGAGAGCGCCGCGGCCGCAGCCGCAGAGGCGAGGGAGGACAGAAAGGACCGAGCGGAAGCCGGGGCGAAGGCCAGGACGGCCUUUGCCGCCGCGGCAGUCGCGGAGCGACGGACGGAGGACGCGAAGCUUAGGCUUGGGGAGCUGAGGUCGCGCCCGGACAACAGGCAAGAAGAAGCGCGCUCGGACUGCUUCACUGCUUUAGUCGCGCCGUGUGCCUGGGAGGGUGCGGAGGGGGGGGGGGCAUCCGGCAUCUUCCGCUGCGCGGACUGCGGAGCGCCGUGCGCCGAUUGGGCUUCCGUCGCGCACGGUUCUUUCGUCUGCCUCAAGUGCGCCGGGCAGCACCGCAGCCUCGGGAUGCAAGUGAUCUUCACGCGGUCUCUCGUCAUGGACAAGUGGACGGGCUGA
Messenger RNA from Ectocarpus sp. CCAP 1310/34, 1593 nucleotides. The record is from the annotation of a GenBank genome assembly. Lineage: Eukaryota; Phaeophyceae; Ectocarpales; Ectocarpaceae.